AUGUAUGUAAAGUAUGUAGAAACGAAUGCCGAGAAAGCAGAAUGGGAGAGAGAGAAAGAGGAAAAAACAUUGAUAGGGAGAGAAAAAGAGGGAAACAGAGGGAAUGAAAACAAACAGAAUGAGAAGAGGGAGAGAAACGGACAGAAUGAGGAAAGAUGGAUGGAAGAAAACAGGAUGUCACAGUCGCACUGUCGCCGACGAACGCUGUUCCAGAAGUCCAAGUUUCUCAUUGACGACGGUUCCAUCUCCAAGCGACCGAGAUUAGAUGACUCUUGUAAACAGAACCAAUCCAGGAAACCACUGACGAAAUCUUUAUCGUUUGGGGCUGAACCUUUCACACGUUGUGAAGUCAUUACUGCUGUGGAGCGACUUGUGGAGGAGGAGGACCUGAUCGGUAACGGAACCCAAGCCUUCUGUCUACCCAUAAUCCCUGGCAAGCACUCUGACCUGAAGAGCAUCACAUCCGAAACGAUGUCUGAUGUUUUGGCGGGAAAGUUCGACGACUCCGUCAGCAGUUUCCGCGUGAUUGACUGCCGUUACCCCUAUGAGUAUGAAGGAGGACACAUUAAGAAUGCCGAGAACAGAUACACACGAGACCAAGUUACGGAGCUGCUGAAGGAUAGGGAGGUUGCCCGAGGUGACCGUCGGGAUAUUCUCAUCUUCCACUGCGAAUUUUCGUCCGAGAGAGGUCCAAAAAUGUGCCGAUUCCUCAGGAACAAAGACAGGGAAAUGAACACUGACAACUACCCACUCCUCAACUACCCGGAAGUGUACCUUCUGCAUGAUGGGUACAAGGCUUUCUACGAAACUAAGCAGGAAAUGUGCAAGCCCAUGGCCUACAAACCUAUGCUUGACAGAAACCACGCCGAUGACCUGCGUCACUUCCGCUCCAAGUCCAAGUCGUGGUGCGCAGGACAGAAGAAAAGGUCAAGCCGCCUCAUGUUUUAGAUCAAUGAAUGAAUAAAAUACAGACAAUUUUGCAUUGACUUUUCGGACUGGAACUCCCGAGAAGAGCAUUCAUCCGAUGCUUACUGGAUUUUCAGUGAAUUUUCAAAAGAGAGGGAAUCGUUAAAACGGGUAGUGAAUUAUUUAAAACUGGACUAAAACUUUCUGAAAUGGAUCAUGAUAUUUUCCCCUGAACUAUUAUCAACAAUUCAUUUAAUUUGAAAAUGUUGAUGUUAUAAGUGCUAUCUAUGUGUGUGUGUCGUGUACAUAAUGUGUGACUAUUUAUUUUACUAUUUAUGAAAUUGUUAAAUAGCUGUAUAUGUGUGUGUAUGCGGCGUAGUUGUACCUAUGUAAAAGAUUAAUUGUAAAUAUUCAUUUUUUCCGGAGCAUAGCAAUCCAACCCGAACUCAAUUGACACGAAGAAAUACAGAUUAUUUUAUAUAUCAAAUGAUUAUAUUCUCCCACCAUUUCUAUAUAAAAUUA
This is a messenger RNA of Mizuhopecten yessoensis (Yesso scallop), 1428 nucleotides long. Its product is annotated as M-phase inducer phosphatase-like. Gene Ontology annotation, molecular function: protein tyrosine phosphatase activity. The record is from RefSeq and is a predicted model, not a curated record. Gene Ontology annotation, biological process: positive regulation of G2/M transition of mitotic cell cycle; positive regulation of G2/MI transition of meiotic cell cycle; G2/M transition of mitotic cell cycle. The transcript is spliced from 7 exons. Bases 1 to 948 code for a protein of 315 amino acids. Gene Ontology annotation, cellular component: nucleus; cytoplasm. NCBI's taxonomy places the organism in Eukaryota, Metazoa, Mollusca, Bivalvia, Pectinida, Pectinidae.